Messenger RNA from Vigna angularis (adzuki bean), 3662 nucleotides. Its product is annotated as inactive leucine-rich repeat receptor-like serine/threonine-protein kinase At1g60630. The transcript has 3 exons. Gene Ontology annotation, biological process: protein phosphorylation. NCBI's taxonomy places the organism in Eukaryota, Viridiplantae, Streptophyta, Magnoliopsida, Fabales, Fabaceae. Gene Ontology annotation, molecular function: ATP binding; protein kinase activity; protein binding. The record is from RefSeq and is a predicted model, not a curated record. The coding region runs from base 1464 to 3473 and encodes 669 amino acids.
ACAAAAUCAUGGCCUAAUGUGUUCAUUCUCAGUCUCCAUCUUUCCAUUUUUUUUCUUCCGAUUUCUUAAUCCAAUGACAUAAUUUUCUGAGCAAACAUGUUAAUGUACAUUGCUUAUAUACUACAUGAUAUGAUGGAGCAGAAGAAAGGAUAAGAGAUAUAACAUACAAUAUGACAGCUGGCAAUAGUCAAUGAUCAGUAAUACACGAGCUCAACUGCACCAGUCCACUUUUUUGCUUUGAGUCUUCCAGUGGCCAUUUAAUUGCAACACGUGGCAGGUGUUGGAGUUUUUUUUAACAAUUUUCUGAUUUCUGCUUUUUGUGAAAUUUCAUUUAUUGUUCUUCUCUUUAGCCUUCAAUUCGUUCACCAAUUUCCUGAGAGGAAAGAGGGGCCUUUGCCUUUGGGAGAGGAAGAAGGGGGGCAUGUUCUUUUCUGUCAUCUCUCUCUCUGAUCAGACAGAAACAGUCAGACACACGCAUAAUACACAUAGAUGAAGUAGGGAAAUUCUCACACACACUCUCUCUCUCUCUCAUUAUUGCUCCAAACCCAUUCAGAGUACAGAUGGAUCUUCGAUCAUAGCGGUUUUAGCAGCUGGAAUCUGCACUUGCACCAUGUGUGUUUCUACUGCCACCACUGUAGUAAAUAUAUUAUUAUUUUCGACAUAGACAUUCAAUUCCUGUGAAACAGGAAAAAAUUGGAGGAAGUGUUCAAACUUUCUCAGCCACCAUCAUUCCAUUCAAAUGGGUGUUGCAAUUGCAAUGAUUCUAAAGAGAAGAGUGCUGGAUCCCACCUCCGCCAAGCUCUGAGAAUGCUAAAUUCCACGAGUGUCAGGAACCCAAGAAACAGUGUAGCAAUAUAUAAAUCAUAGAGAGAAGAAAAGAAUGGUUAUUUGUGGUCUGCGGGUACUGGGAUGAUUUCACGUGAGAGUUCUGCCACUGUGUCCGUGAGUGUUGCGAGUGUGGAGGAGUUUCGAGAAACCAAGGGCAGCCCCAGCAAAGGCAACCACUUUAACAACGGUAGGUGUCUCCAAUUUGAUGGAUCCCUUGAGUUUCCAAACAGAGCUCUCUCUUCCAUUAUUGUUUCCACUGCUAUGGUUAUUGCUUCAUACUUCAAACUUCAAUCUCAUUUCAAGCUUUUGGGUUAGAUGAGUGGUUGAGGACUCUACUCUACUCUACUCCACUCUACCACAAGAAUGUCAUGACACACGAGUGGAUCAUAGAAAGAGAGGGUUUUGUCAAUGUCAAUGGUAGAUCUGAAGACUUAAAAGUGAGUGAGUGAAACAGCUAAGAAAACCAAAGAUCUGUCUCAACUUCAACCGUUUUUCAGCUGUAAUUUAUGUACGUCAGUUAACUGUUAACCCUCAAAUGCAUUAAAGUGUUCAAUUGCUCUCAUAAUGGGAAACCAAAACAGUUGAAAUUGGAAAUCCUCGUUUGUAACUUCAACUGUGGUUGGUUGGUCCCUAACAUGGAGAGAUCCUAUGUUUUUGUUUUUCUCUGUGUCUCCGUGCUUUGUCUCUUCCUGUCCGAACCCACCAGAGCAGAAGACGAUUCCCAGCCACUACUCGCUCUCAAAUCCUCCAUUGACGUUCUCCACAAGCUCCCAUGGCGGCAAGGAGCCGACGUGUGCACCUGGAAAGGGGUCAAAGACUGCUUCAACGGAAGAGUCAGAAAGCUCGUUCUGGAACACUCCAACCUAACCGGUUCUCUCGAUGACAAGAUCUUGAACCGUUUGGACCAGCUCCGAGUCCUCAGCUUCAAAGGAAACUCACUCUCCGGCCAAGUCCCUGACCUCUCCGCCCUGAUCAACCUCAAAUCGAUUUUCCUCAACGACAACAACUUCUCCGGCGAGUUCCCCUCCUCGGUCGCGCUGCUCCACCGCGUCAAAGUCAUUGUCCUGUCGCAAAAUCACAUCUCCGGCGACAUUCCAGCGUCGCUUCUGAAUCUCCGGCGACUCUACAUCCUCUACCUGGAAGACAACGCGUUCACGGGAAGCAUCCCGCCUUUCAACCAAACCAGCCUCAGGUAUUUGAAUGUCUCCAACAACCGACUCUCCGGCGAGAUUCCGGUGACCGCCGCACUGAUCCGGUUCAAUGCCUCGUCGUUUUCGGGCAACCCGGGGCUCUGCGGGGAGAACAUCCUCCAACCGUGCAAAAACGGCAGCGUUCCGUCGGCGCCGCCGAUAAGCCCCAGCUAUCCGCUGAUCCCGGGAGGCACCGCGGCGGCGUCGAAGCGGACGUCAUCGAACCGCACCAAACUGAUAAAGAUAAUUGGAGGGUGCGUUGGUGGCGUUGUUUUCAUACUGUUGUGCAUGGUUGUGGUGUGGGCGAUUUGCAGGAAGCGGAAGACGAGGGUGGGUUCCGGAACGAGGAGCAAGGGCGGUGGUGACGUGGCAGAAGGGGAGGCUGGUGCGGCGGGGAGUGCGGGAGGCGGCGGCGGCGAGGGCGGGGACAGUGCUAAACAAGGGGGUUUUGCGUGGGAAGGUGAGGGUCUAGGGAAGUUGGUGUUCUGCGGAGGAGGCGAUCGCGAGAUGAGUUAUAGUUUGGAAGAUUUGCUGAAAGCGUCGGCGGAGACUUUGGGGAGGGGUAUUAUCGGAAGUACGUAUAAAGCAGUUAUGGAAUCAGGGUUCAUUGUUACUGUUAAGAGGUUGAAGGAUGCAAGAUACCCUGGUUUGGAAGAAUUCAGAGCUCACAUUCAUGUUCUUGGAAGGCUCACUCACCCUAAUCUGGUCCCACUCAGGGCCUAUUUUCAGGCUAAAGAAGAACGUCUUCUCGUUUAUGAUUACUUCCCCAAUGGCAGCCUCUUCUCCCUUAUUCACGGAUCAAAAACAUCCGGCGGGGGAAAACCUCUUCACUGGACAUCCUGCCUUAAGAUUGCCGAAGAUCUAGCAACAGGCCUGCUCUAUAUCCACCAGAACCCCGGCAUGACACAUGGAAACCUAAAAUCUUCUAAUGUGUUGCUUGGUUCUGAUUUUGAGUCAUGUCUUACUGAUUAUGGUCUAACUGUUUUUCUAAAUCCUGACUCAAUGGACGAGCCCAGUGCCACAUCUUUAUUCUACAGAGCACCUGAAUGCCGCAACUUUCAAAGGUCACAAACUCAACCAGCUGAUGUAUACAGCUUUGGGGUCCUUGUUCUAGAGCUCUUAACUGGCAAAACACCCUUCCAAGACCUUGUUCAGACGUAUGGUUCAGACAUACCUAGGUGGGUCCGGUCAGUGCGCGAAGAAGAGACAGAGUCCGGUGAUGAUCCUGCCUCAGGCAAUGAAGCAUCAGAAGAGAAGCUUCAGGCUCUUCUGAACAUUGCCAUGGCAUGUGUUUCACUGGUGCCAGAGAACAGGCCUACAAUGAGAGAGGUUUUAAAGAUGAUAAGAGAUGCAAGAGGGGAGGCGCAUGUCUCAUCUAACAGUAGUGAUCAUUCUCCUGGAAGAUGGUCAGAUACUGUUCAAAGCUUUCCAAGGGAAGAACACCAGAGCAUAUGAUUGGUAACUUUUUUGAUAGCUUCAUAGUUUGAAACUAUGCAUUCUGAUUUUUCCUGAAUUGGUCAUUGAUUCCAUGCAUAAACUAGGUGAUACGAAAAUCAUGCGGUAAAGACCUACAUUUUAAUCUCUUGCUUUGUGAGUAAAUGCAUUUUAAAGGUAAUCAAUGGAUUCAUUUGUAGAGUCAUCAAA